AACACUGAAAGAGAAAAAGAGAAAUCAAUCGAUAAAGUCAUACAGAAACAGUGCUGCUGUCAGACAAAAACACAGAGACUUCAUGAGAAAUUUCUACAGAAACAGUGCUGUAAUCCAACAGAAGAAAAAACAAUACAUCAGAGACCAGUACAGAAAUAAUCCUGUUUUCCAGCAGAAGCAAAAACAAUACAUCAGAGACCAGUACAGAAGUGAUCCUGUAUUCCAGCAGAAACAGAGACAGUAUAUCACGUCACAAUAUAAAGACUCUGAGGUCUUCAGACAAAGGCAGAAAUCUUAUAUGAUACAUUAUUUCCAGGACCAAACAUUCAGAAGGAAACACAGGCUGCUAAUGAGAAAGAUCAUGCAAGAGCGGUAUCAAAACGAUGAGGUGUUUAGAGAGACGCAUAGAAUGAGAUGUGCCUUGAAGAUAAGAUGUAAAUAUCGUCAGAUUCACCGACAACCACAGCAACAAGACAACAGUUUGGUUGGACAGGCCAUAUCCAUUUUCAGAGCUCAGAUCAAGGCUGGACCAACAUCCGUAUGUACUGUGUGUCAUAAAGCUUCAUUUCCUAAUCAAGUCAAAGUUUGUACCAGAACAAAGUAUUUGAAAAAUCCCAACUUGGUGGCAGCUUGUCUCACUGGAAAGUUUGUUCAUCACUGUAAUGAGAGCUGCAGAAGUGAAGAACAGUGCAAAGUUCCUGAUGAAAGGAAGAAAGAGUGGAUCUGUCAUACCUGCCAUGAUCACCUGAGACGUGGAGCCAUGCCCUCCCUGGCUGUACACAAUAACCUGGAGCUUGUUGACAUCCCUUCAGAGCUGUCAGACUUGAACAUAUUAGAGAGACAUCUGAUCAGCAAGUGCAUCCCUUUUGCUAAGAUCAUUCCUCUUCCUAAAGGCAGACAGAGUGCAAUCCGUGGAAAUGUGGUGUGUGUCCCAUCUGAGAUCCAGGAAACAGUUGAAGCUUUGCCCAGACUGAGAAGUGAAUCCCAGAUAAUGAGAGUGAAACUGAAGAGACGCCUGUGUUACCGAGGACAUCAGCUCUUCCAGACUGUCACUUGGUCUAAACUGAUGCAGGCCCUGCAUAAACUCAAACAGAUUCACCCACAGUAUUCUGAAAUCACUAUCAGAGAAGAAGCUGAGCUGUGUGACCCCACCCUGCCUGAUGAGGAGGAUGAUGAUGAUGAGAUGGAGGAGUUUGAUGAAGCAGACUUGAUGGAGAUUGACAGGUUUGAGAAAGAUGCUCUGUGUGAAAAUGAGGCUGAGGAUGGAUUAGAUGUUCUGUCAUGUGAUGGUGAAGAACCAGAGAACAGACCUGAAGAACAGCAGGAAGGUGACAUGCCCAAUGGUGGCUUUGCUCUGGAAUCUUGUCUUCAACCUCCUAAUGUAGCAGAGGAAAUCAUGUCUUUCAGUGAUGGAAUCUACUCUGUUGCUCCUGCUGAGAGAAACAGUCCAGUCGGCUUUUUUAAGACCCCUAAACUUGAGGCCAUGGCUUUCCCUGUACAGUUUCCUACAGGUCAAAACACCCUGGAUGAGAGCAGACGUGUCAAACUGUCACCCAGCAGUUACUUCAAAUCCAGACUUUUCUCCAUUGAUGACAGAUUUGCCAGAGACUCUAAUUAUUUGUUCUUUGCACAGUUUGUGAUUGAGGUUCACCUGGCUACCAACAGCAUGACCAUCCAGUUGAGAAAAGGCAAACCCAUGACCAGAGACGGACGAAAAAUCACCUCAGGGAUGCUGCAAGACAGACGUGAAGUAGAGAAACUAGUGAGAAACCGCGAGGCUUUUCGCUUCAUGAGAGCAUUACGUGGUACUCCGGCCUACUGGCACCAGAAAACCAGUGAACUGUUUGCUAUGAUAAGACAGCUGGGCACUCCCACCUUCUUUUGCACGUUUUCAGCUGCUGAGAUGCGAUGGCCUGAAGUGAUUGAAGCAAUCAAGAGACAACAAGGUGAGGAGGUGAAUUUUGAAGAGCUGGACUGGUCAGAAAAAUGUGACAUCCUGAGAAGUAAUCCUGUGACAGCAAUGCGCAUGUUUGAUAAGCGAGUGGAGGCCUUAUUCAGAGAUUUGCUGCUUUCGCCUGCUCAGCCACUGGGUAAAGUUGUGGACUUCUUUUAUCGAGUGGAGUUUCAGCACAGAGGAAGUCCUCACAUUCACUGCCUGCUCUGGGUUGAAGGUGCCCCUGUGUUUGAAAAGGAUGAUGAUCAGACUGUGUGUGAUUUUGUGUCCAGAUACAUCACAGCUCAGCUCCCUGACCCUCACACUCAACCCGACCUGUACAAGAAAGUCAGUGAAGUCCAGAAACACAGUCGUACACACACCAAGACGUGUUUCAAAAGUGUUGGCUCUGGGUGCCGUUUUGGGUUUCCCAAACCUCCCUGCAGAAAUGUAAUGAUCACGAGACCUGAUGGUGGUAAAUAUACUGCAACUGCAAAGACUAAGCUGAGACCUCUGAACAGACUCCUGAAUGAACCUGAAGCAGCUUCCAUGAGUUUAGAUCAGCUUCUGGCUCAGUGUGAUUUAACCGUGGCUGAAUAUGAGUUCUACCUGAAUGAACUGAACAAAUCCAGUGCUGUCCUGUUGAAGCGAGAUCCAAAGGAUUGCUGGAUCAAUGCCUACAAUCCACACCUGCUCACAGCCUGGGAUGCUAACAUCGACGUGUCCUACAUCCUGAAUGCUUAUGGCUGUAUUCAUUAUCUGACCAAGUACAUCACCAAGAAGGAAGCUGGACUCUCAGAGUACCUGAAAACAGUGAUCAAUAACUCCAACACCAGCAACGUGAAUGACAGUGAGGAGAUGAAAGCAGUCAUGCAGGCCUACUCCAAGAAACGAGAAAUCAGUGCACAAGAAUGUGUUGCCAGAGCAUGUGGACUGAAGAUGAAGAAGUGUUCCCGAGCUGUAGUUUUCAUACCAACAGAUGAGAACCCACUGAGAAUGAGUCGCCCUCUGUCUUUCCUUGAGAACACCACUGAUGAAUGUACAAACAUCUGGAUGACGUCUUUGGCAGAUAAGUAUAAGAACAGACCAGAAACACCAGAGUUUGAGGAAAUGUGCAUGGCUGAUUUUGCUGCCACCUGCAGGUUUGUCCGUGAGAGCAAAGGAGCUGAUGUGUUUCCACUGCUGAAUGACAUGGGCUUUGUACAGAGGAGGAAGAACGAUAAGCCAGCUGUGAUCAGAUAUUACCGCUGCUCAGAGGAAAGAGAUUCUGAGAACUUCCAUGGCAGAUUACUGAAGCUGUACCUUCCACACAGAUCAGAUGAGGAACUGAAGAGACCAGGCUUUCCAACCUACCAGAGCUUUUACAGAGCCGGCUGGGUGCAGCUGCCAGGCUGGAACCACGGCCGGUCAGUGGAAGUGAUCGUCAAACAGAACAGAGAAAAAUAUGAGAAAAACAGUGAAGAGAUUGAGAAAGCUGUUGAAGAGUUUCAAGAGAAUCAAGGUGUGAUGGAUGAGUGGUGUAACCUUGCUCCUCAGUCUGAAGUUGUGAGACUGGACUACAAUGAUGAUGCAGAACAACCAGAUCCUGAUGAUCCUGAGCAGGAAAAUGUCCCUGAGUACAGCCGUCAAGCUGAUGCAGUCAGUGAAGCCAGAGUGACCAGAGAGCCUCCUGUGAUCGAUCCAGCUGUGUUAAGACACAUGUAUCAGAGUCUCAACCUAAAGCAGGCUAGUUUCUUUUACACUGUGAGAGAAUGGUGCAUUCGCAGAGUCUGUGGCCUUCGUCCAGAGCAGUUCUUCUAUUACAUUAAUGGAGGGGCUGGGACAGGGAAAUCCCAUCUCAUCAAAUGUAUUCACUCAGAAGCAUCGAAGAUCCUGAGAAAUGUUCCACGACAUUGUGACGAGGUUGACAUCAGUAAGCCUACUGUCCUGCUGACGGCUUUCACUGGAACAGCAGCGUUUAACAUUUCAGGUUCAACUCUCCAUUCACUGCUGAAGCUACCCAGAAGUCUCAAACCUCCAAUCCAAGGUCUUGGUAACAAGCUGGAUGAAGUCAGAGCAGAGCUCCUCAACGCUGAAAUCCUGAUCAUUGACGAGGUGUCCAUGGUUUCCAGGCCGUUGUUUGUCUACGUUGAUGCUCGACUAAAGCAGAUCAAAGGCAGUCAGAGACCUUUUGGAGGAGUUUCUGUCAUUGCUGUUGGAGAUUUUUAUCAACUUCCUCCAGUGAGGCAUUCCACUCCUCUGUGUGUGUUUGACCCCUCUGAAAUCGACUUGUGGCACGAGCAUUUCCAGAUGAUCACUCUGACUGAGAUCAUGCGGCAGAAAGAUGAUGUUGCCUUUGCAGAGAUGCUGAACAGGAUCCGAGUUAAAGACAAGUCUGCUGAGCUGUCUGAAGCUGACAGAGCUUUGAUUUAUCAGACUGUAACAGAACCAGCUCUUUGUCCAACUGAUGUCCUGCACAUCUAUGCUACUAACAAACAGGUGGAUGCACACAACUCUGCAAGGCUGGCUGAACUGUUUGACAACAUAAUCACCAUUGAUGCAGAUGACUUCGAGAAAGAUCCUCAGACUGGCAGAAUGACACGGAAACAAACACCAGUGAAAGGAGGCAGAAAUGAGCUACCAGACUCUCUACAGGUUGCUGAGGGCGUUCGAGUCAUGCUGACCAGAAACAUCGAUGUGCAAAGUGGUCUUGUCAAUGGAAGUUUUGGCACUCUGGUGCGGUGCAUCUCAGAAAAUGAUCAUGUCACUAAGCUGGGUCUCCGAAUGGACAGCCAUGUGUCUUCAGAGCAAAAUGAUGAUGUGGUUUAUAUUCAGAGAGAGGAAGACAACCUGAAGCAGAAAGGUGUGGUGCGCAGACAGUUCCCCAUCAAGCUGGCUUUUGCAUGUACCAUCCACAAGGUCCAGGGAAUGAGUAUGCAGUCUGCUGUGGUGUCACUGAAGAACAUCUUUGAACCUGGGAUGGCUUAUGUUGCUGUGAGCAGAGUCACUUCCCUCGGUGGACUCUACAUUGUAGACAUGGAUGAGAGUAAGUUCUACGCCAGUCAACGGAUCACUGCAGCCCUGGAGAGCAUGAGACAAGCCAGUCCAGCUGAGAUGAUGCCCCGUCUACAGAUGAGAGAAACCCUGAGCAGACCUGAUACUCUGACCAUCAUCCACCAUAACACUGAGGGAUUACCGGCUCACAUCAGUGACAUCAAGAGCCACCAUGAAAUGUGUUUGGCUGACAUCUUGUGUCUCACUGAAACCCAUUUGCAGGGCUCCUUUGUUGCAGACAGUCUUCAGUUACCAGGCUACAACCUGUUCAGACGUAACAGACACCUGUCCUACAGCAACUUCCCUCAGAUUGCCAGCAGAGGUGGUGGAGGAGUAGCCAUCUAUGUGAGAAACCACAUCCAAGCUCGAGAGAAGCAGUAUCUGCUGAAUGUCACUGAUCUUGAGUUUGUGGCCUUGAAGCUUGAUGCUCCAGUGAGUGCUAUCAUCGCAGCAGUGUACAGACCUCCUAACUAUGACGUGACUUCUUUCCUGGCUAAUCUCAGCAGCUUUCUGGACUCUCUGGAGAUACUCGACUGUCAGCCCAUCAUUGUCUGUGGAGACUUUAAUGAAAACCUUUCAUCUACAGCCAAGAAGCCCAUUCUAGAGCUGUUUCAGACCAGAGGUUACGCUCAACUCAUCACUGCUUCCACCACAGAGAAGAACACACUGCUGGACCUGAUUUUCAUUUCACAGCCCGACCACUGUGUCCAGUCUGGUGUCCUGAGAACAUAUCACAGCUACCAUAACCCUGUUUACUGCGUCCUGAAUUUCAGCAAAGUGUGAAGCAGAGAAAGACUUUGGAUGUCUUCAUUCCAUUCAGUGACCUGAUCAGUGUUGUAAUCAUGUGUCUUUGUCCAUUAAGACUGUAGGUGGCUGAUGAGGUAAGGCCUUUGUUAAUUAACAGAACUGAAUCAUGCCUAACCUUUUUAUUUUAUUGUUUCAAUGAUGUGUUUGACAGCAUAUGAAUGAGGUAUGUGAAAAACAUAUUUUGAAGUAAUCAUGCUUUUCCUGAAAUGAUUGUUGAAUUGAAUUCCUUCACUGUGAAUAACAUUUUUCUGAUGUUUCAGUUCUGUGUUUGACCGUUAAUGCAUUAGGGAAGGUGUGUGAAAAUCUUCAAAGGUAACAAUGUUUUUCUUGAGGUGAGUAUUGCAUUGAGAUCCCCACUUUCUAAUUGACAAUAUUUAAAUCUAGUGUUUAAUUUCUAAAACUCUGUUGGCCUGUGCAUUCAUCAUCUGGGUGGGUCUGGGUCAGGGUUGGUGAAUGCACAGGCCACAACACUCUUCUGGGUUAGAGCUUCAUUCAGUCACAUGCUCUGUGGUGUAACUAACACCUGCCCAGUAGUUUGAAUCCUUCUUCAGUCCCCUUUGAGGACUGGAGCAGGACUACCUCCAGACUGUCCACUGUGGGGUCCUCUGAGUCACCUGUCUGAGCCGUCUCCAAGAGUGCCUGUCAGAUUCACCUGUCAGGUCCUGCAGAGCAUCACUGUCUUUAGUCCCAGCAUGUCCAUCAGCCAUAAAGCAGUCAUCAGUGCUGGACAUGAGAGAGACGUGGACGUCCCUGGUACCAUCAGACAUUCUCCAGUGUGUGAGACGAGAUGGCGCCUGCCGGCCUUCAUUCUCCCUUGAGAGCAGAAGACGUCCUGCUGCUCUGAGGACACUGCUGGAUGUCCAGACCAGACAUCCUCCAGUCAGUCCCCAUGUGUCCUCUCAGAGCAGCUGCAGACACUCUGACUGAACCAAGAGGAACAAACUUCAGCUCCAGUCCUGACGUGGGCCUGCACUGCAGCGUCUCGAGCAGGAUGGUGUUUCCCUCUGCCCUCCACCUUCACCUCAGAGGAGCCUCCAUGCUGACGGCCUCACUGUGGAGCUGCUGCUGCUGCAAGUCUCUCCUCAUCAAAGUGACGGGACUCUGCAGCGCUGAUGAAGAGGAGGACUGAUUCCUGUUUCCUCCAUCAUGAACAACUCAACCACACAGCAGGGUUCCGUCUGGGUCUCCUGUUCUCUCUGCCUCUCCCACAACAUGGACAAGAGCUGUGAGAGCAGCAGCCGUCCAGCCAAGGACGGAACAAGCUUCAUCUGGAGGAAACAACUGGUCUGAGCUGCUGGACAUUUAGAACUCAGUCUGACUCUUGAAGGACUCAGAAGAGGACAGCUGUCCUGACUGAUCUGGGAGGCACGACGAGCCACUACUGCAUUUUCUUCUUUGUCCCUGAAGCCCAACCGGAAUAGCAGAAAGCCGCCACCUCUGAGCCUGGUUCUGCAAAGGUUUCUUCCUGUUAACAGGGAGUUUUUCCUUUCCACUGUCGCUGAUGCUUGCUCAUGUGGAUCUGUUGGGUUUCAGUUCUUUUUGCUGUCUCUUCAAACAAGACAAAUGGACACAAUUUUGUUGUUUUAUUCGUUGCAAUGUCAGACUGUGCGCUGGUUAACACAUUUAUUC
Salarias fasciatus (jewelled blenny) is the source of this 7402-nucleotide messenger RNA. RefSeq lists its product as uncharacterized. The coding region runs from base 83 to 5749 and encodes 1888 amino acids. The transcript has 3 exons. Gene Ontology annotation, biological process: DNA repair; telomere maintenance. Gene Ontology annotation, molecular function: DNA helicase activity. The record is from RefSeq and is a predicted model, not a curated record. NCBI's taxonomy places the organism in Eukaryota, Metazoa, Chordata, Actinopteri, Blenniiformes, Blenniidae.